Molecule: messenger RNA, 1317 nt
Organism: Monosiga brevicollis MX1
Lineage: Eukaryota; Choanoflagellata; Craspedida; Salpingoecidae
Exons: 8
Coding region: 1-1317 (438 amino acids)
Biological process (GO): protein phosphorylation; chromosome segregation
Cellular component (GO): cytoplasm; nucleus; centrosome
Molecular function (GO): protein kinase activity; ATP binding
Source: RefSeq, a predicted model, not a curated record
AUGAGAACGGGAUGCACAAGGGCUGAGGCAGGCGGCUUUGUCUUCAUCAUGGAUCAACAAGGCUCUCGUGUGCGCGUCGCGCAGCUGAGCGACUACGAAGUGUUGGAGGUCAUUGGCACGGGCACGUUUGGAACGUGCGAAAAGAUUCGACGCAAGAGCGACCAGCAGCUAUUCGUUUGGAAGCGCAUUCGCUAUGGCGAGAUGAACGAUAAGGAAAAGCACAUGCUCGUGGCCGAGGUUAACAUCCUCCGUGAGCUCAAGCACGACCACAUCGUGCGCUACCAUGACCGCGUUAUUGACCGCGAGAACAGCACCAUCUACAUCAUCAUGGAGUACUGUCCGGGAGGUGACCUGGCCGCUCUCAUCAAAACCCAUCGUCGACAACGUACACGGGCGUCGGAGCAGCUGAUCCGUCGGAUUUUCCGGCAACUGGUUGAGGCUCUUGGCGUGUGUCACCACCGAGCACAGGGUGCCAUCAUUCAUCGUGACCUCAAGCCUGGGAACAUCUUCCUUGAUCAAAAUGGCAACGCCAAAUUGGGUGAUUUUGGGCUCUCCAAAGUGCUGAGCGCUCGCACAAAUCUGGCCAGCACAUUUGUUGGCUCCCCCUACUACAUGAGUCCAGAGCUGAUUUCUGAGUGCGCAUACACAGCCAAGAGUGACGUGUGGUCCCUAGGCUGCAUCAUCUACGAACUCGCCGCUCUCCAUCCCCCCUUUGAGGCCUGGUCCCAGGCCGAGCUUGCCGUCAAAAUUCGCAAGGGAACCUUUGAACACUUGCCCACCACCUAUUCAAGAGAGCUGGACGACUUGGUCCGAUCCAUGCUCCAGCAAGACUAUCACCUACGUCCCUCGGUCCUUGAGCUUCGCAAGCAUCCCUAUUUGGCAUAUGCCCAGGCCUCGCCCGACGUACGGGCCAUGCCAUCAACACCUCCCGCCGAACAACAUCGUCCGGUUGCACGCCGCGGACAAGCACGCCGUUUGCCCAGCACGACCAGCAGUGAUCACGACAGUAGUGGCAGCGGCGCCGAAUGCCGACGCUGCGAUCGCUUGGCCCGGCUGGAAGAAGAGCUGGCUCAGCGCCAAGCCGCUUUGGAUGCCCGGGAGCAGCUAUUGGAUGCACGCCUUCGUGCGCUCGACCAGCGCGAGCGCCAGCUCCAACUCUUUACCAAGCAACAUGCUGCGUUUGGCAAAGAAAAUGAGGCACCUGCUCUGCGCAAGAUUAGGACACCGUUCGCGCCUGGCGGAAGCCCUCGAGAACGGGUCGUCUACAACGUCUACAGUGAAAUCGGGGCACCUUGGCCUCAAGCUGGCACGCCAUGA